AACCAAACAUGCUAAUCUGAGUGGGAGAAUUAAUUGCUGAAGUAAUAUUUUCAAGAAUCCUUCUCUUCUUCAGUCUCAUCAGUGAAGGUGAAGAAAGGGAAAAUUUCUCAUCUUUUGUGGAGGUACGCCACUCUAAACCCUUUCAAUUUUAGGCCCUUUGGUUGUGCUUGCUGUAUAAGAGGCUCUUCUUUCUUCCCCUUCCAUUGUAAUUUUCUUUUCUGGUUUUCCUCCCCUGUUUCUCUGUCUUCUUUUUAUGUUUUACCCAUAGCUUUUCUUUAUUCAGUUUUGCUACUCACAACUUAGAAAAACAAAAUACAAAAAACAAAAAGAAAACAAAAUGGACUUUGUUGUUGGCGUCGUUAGCUCCAUUGUCACUGCAGCUGCAGCGUACACGACCUCUACCAUAAAAAACCAUUUCAAAUACCUUUGCAAUCAUGAGAACCAGGUCAGGACCCUCAAGAAUCAAGUUGAGAGCCUGAAGGAUGCAAGAGAAAGAGUACAGCAUUCUGUUGAUACUGCUAAGGGGAAUGGGGAAGAGAUUGAACACGAUGUCUAUACGUGGCUGACUACUGUCAACAAGAAGAUCGCUGAAGAAGUAGAGAAAGUAAUGCAGGAUGAAGAAAAAGCAAAGAAAAAGUGUUUCCUUGGCUUGUGUCCUAGUUUCUGGACUCGUUACAAGCUUAGCGUGGAUGCCGAAGAGGAGGCGAAGGCUGUCGCGGAGCUACUCAAACAGGGCAAAUUUGAUAGGGUUUCGUAUCGUGCAGUUCCACAAGGUACCACGGUCGCAUCUGUUAAAGAUUUCGAAGCAUUCGAGUCAAGAACGCUGGUUUUCAAUGGAAUCAUGGAGGCACUGAAAGAACCUAGUUUCAGUAUUGUAGGGGUGCACGGGAUGGGUGGCGUUGGCAAGACCACGCUAGUCAAAGAAGUUGCUAGACAAGUCAAGGAGGGCAAGUUAUUUGAUUCCGUAGUUAUAGCAACCGUAACUCAGACCCUUGAUGUUAAGGACAUUCAAAACCAAGUUGCAGAGUUAUUGGGUUUAAAAUUUGAGGAACAGAGUAGGGUUGGAAGGGCACAGAGACUACGAGAAAGAUUGCAGAAAGAGAAGAAGAUUCUUGUUGUUUUGGAUGAUAUUUGGGAAAGAUUAGAUCUCGAGGAAGUUGGGAUUCCUUUUGGAAAUGAACAUGAGGGAUGCAAGAUACUGCUAACGUCUAGGCAUCUCGAUGUUUUAUCAAGUGGGAUGGAAACUCAGAAAAAUUUUGCAGUUGGUCUUUUAAAUGAAAACGAAGCCUGGGACCUGUUUAAAAAGAUGGCUGGUGACUGUGUCGAAAGUUGUGAUCUGCAGCCUACAGCUAUCAAGGUAGCAAAGAAAUGUGCGGGACUGCCGAUCGCCAUCGCAACAGUUGCAAGGGCUUUGAGAAACAAACGUUUGUUUGAAUGGGAGAAUGCUUUGUGUGAACUAAAGUGGCCCUCAUCAAGAAGCAAAGGGAUAACAGCGGGUGUCUAUUUACCUAUAGAGUUGAGUUACAAUUAUUUAGAAGAUGAGGAAGUUAAGUUCCCUUUCUUGCUUUGUAGUUUAAUUGGUCAUAAUGGUUCCGUUGAAUGCUUGUUGUCUUACAUCAUGGGUUUGGGUGCCUUUCGUGGUAUCAACACAAUAAAAGAAGCAAGAAAUAAAGUGUUGACAGUGGUGAGUAAGCUCAAAGCGUCUUGUUUGUUGCUUGAUGGUUAUAAUGAUGAGCUGUUUGACAUCCAUGAUGUUGUUCGGGAUGUUGCCAUAUCAAUUGCAUCAAGGGACCACCAUAUGUUUGUGUUGAGAGAUGGUGAUGUGCAAAAAGAGUGGCCUGAUCAGGAGAGAAUGAAAAAUUGCAGUGUGAUUUUUUUAAGUUCUCCUAAUAUCAGUGAGCUUCCUGAUGAGUUAGAGUGUUCACAUCUUUCCUUCUUCUUUAUGAACAAUGAAGGUUCAGUGCAUAUUCCAGCCAACUUCUUCCGGGGAACAGAAAGACUCAAAGUCCUACAUUUGGCUAGAAUGCGGUUUCAAUCUCUACCUGUGUCAAUUAAUCUCCUAACAAGCCUUCACACGUUGCGUUUAAAUCGAUGUGCGCUGGAAGACAUAACCAUUAUUGGAAAGCUCAAGAAAUUAGAAAUCCUUAGCCUUGCAGGCUCAGAUAUUAAAGCGCUACCCAGGGAGAUAGCACAAUUGACUCGGUUAAGGUUGUUAGAUUUGAGUCAUUGUGCUGAACUCAAAAUCAUCCCACCAAAUAUCUUAUCCAAUUUGUCCAAAUUAGAAGAAUUAUAUUUGGAAGAUAGCUUUGUUCGAUGGGACGAUGGAGUACUUGGUAGUGAAAGAAGAAAUGCUAGUCUUGAGGAAUUGAAGCAUUUGUCUCAUCUAACCACUUUGUAUGUUUAUAUUCCGAAUGCUCAAAUGAUUCCAGAAUGCCUGUUCAGUGAGACAUUGGACAGAUACAAGAUUUUUAUAGGUUAUGGUGCCUGGGAGAGGUUCUCUGUGUCUGAAUGCUCAAGAACACUGAGAUUCAAGUUAGAUACAAGCAGUUACUUGGAUCAUGGGGUGAAAAUGUUGUUGAAGAAGACAGAAGAUUUGUAUCUAGAUGAACUUGAAGGUAUCAAGAAUGUAGUUGCUGAGUUGAAUAUUGGUGAAGAUUUUCCACAUUUAAAGAAACUUCACAUCCAAAAUGGUUUGGAAGUCCAGUAUAUAGCAACGGAGAAAACUCAGUUUUCUCAAUUACAGUCCAUGACACUCCAAGAUCUGCCGCAGCUCAUUAGCUUUUGCUCCGAAGACAAGAUGAGUUCCACAUCCCAGCAGGAGCAGGGGAAUACAAGCACCAAGCCCCUUUUCAAUAAACAGAUUGUGUUCCCUCAAUUGACAAGCUUGCGAUUGUCCUCAAUUAAGACCCAAAGGAUAUGGCACAGCCAGCUUUCAGAGACUUAUUGUUUUUGCCCUCCGAAUUUGAAGACCAUCAUCAUUGAGGGCUGUCAUUACUUACAACAUCUGUUGUUACCCUCUGUUGCUAGAAAUCUGGUACACCUUGAACAGUUUGAGAUAGUAAAUUGCAAGUGCUUAAGAGAGAUAAUAUUUACGGGGGAAAUAAAAGAACAGGAAGAUGUAAUUUGCUUCCCUCAAUUAAACUCCCUGGUAAUAAAGGAUCUUCAAAAUCUCCUCAACUUUUGCUCAGGAAAUUAUAAUAUUGCGUUCCCCUUACUGAAAGUGUUGUCGAUUAAACAAUGCCCUAAAUUAAAGGAAUUCAUUAGUGAAACUAAAAUGGAGGGGAAACAUGAGUCCAGUAUACAGGCUCUCUUCAAUAAGAAGGCUGCAGUUCCCAGCUUGAAAAGGAUGACACUUCGCCACUUGAGAAAUGUGAAGAAGAUAUUUCAUGAUCAACUUCUAGCAGGUUCCUUUGGCAAAUUAGCAGAAAUGAAUGUUGAAUGCUGUGAUGAGUUAUUGGCUCUUUUUCCAUCUAAUGUGUUCGGAGUACUUCAAAGCCUAAAAACACUUAGAGUGGGGAGUUGUGAUUCACUAGAACAGAUGUUUGAGCUUGGGGUUGGAGGGUUAAAUAUCAAAGAAACACAUGCUGUAGAUUCUCAACUAAUGGAAUUGUGUAUUUAUAAUCUACCAAAACUGAAGCAUGUUUGGAAUAAAGAUCCCCAAGGAAGUCUUACCUUUCAAAAUCUACGAAAGGUAAGGGUUACGUAUUGUGGGAGUCUGAAAAAUCUAUUUCCUGUAUCAAUAGCCAAAGAUCUUCCCCAACUCGAAGAUCUAACAAUAAUAUGUUGUGGGGUGGAGGAGAUUGUGUCGGCAGGGGAUGGAUUGGAGCAGCCGGUUAGGUUCAGGUUUCCUCGAGUGUCUUCACUGGCGCUUGCAAACCUAACGGAGCUUAAAUGUUUCUAUCCAGGGCAACAUACAAUACUCUGGCCGAUGUAAAAAUUGGAGACAGCUUGUUCUACUUUAAUAAAGAUAAUAGCUUCAGAAGGCUUUAGUAUCCAUGACAGACGGGAAUCCAUAAAAGGACAACCACUUUUCUUGGGUGAAGAGGUCAUUCCCAAAUUAGAGGAGUUGCGGUUAUCAAAAAUGGAUGACAUUGCAAUGAUAAGUGAUGCCCAGUUUCCCGCUGACUUCUUUCACCAUAUUAAAGUUUUUGAGGUGGGAGGCUCCAAUUUUCCAAUUUUUUUGGUCCAAAAAUUGCACAAUCUUGAAAAUAUUAAGCUCUCUCAUUGUGACUUCGAAAAUCUAGUCUUUUGUGAAGGAGAUGUUGGUGAAAAGCCUGAUGCUGGGAUACUCUCACGAAUUAGAAAAUUAAAUUUGAAUUAUUGUAAAAAUCUUAGAUAUAUAUGGAAGAAAGAUUCAGAGCUGGGCCACAUUCUUUCUAAUCUGGAAACUCUUGAAGUUGUGGGGUGUGAUGAUUCGAUAUUUUUUGGACCCUCCUCAGCAUCUUUUCGAAAUCUCACAACUUUUGAAGUGCAAGGGUGCAAGAAGAUGAUAUAUUUAUUUCAACCUUCAGUAGUCCAGAGUCUGGUACAACUAACAAAAAUGACGAUACAAUACUGCCAGAGGAUGACAGCAAUAGUUGCAAACGAAGGAGAUGAGAAUGAGAUCACUUUCGGCAAGCUGAAAUAUUUAGAACUGCAUUGUUUAGAGAGCCUCGCAAGCUUUUGUCGAGGGAAUCACACCUUCACAUUUCCAUCCUUGGAAGACUUAAUUGUGAUCAGCUGUACUAGCUUGAAGGUUUUUUCUCAGGGAGUUUUAAGCACCCCACAAUUACAGAGAGUAAAAGAAUCACGUUACUCUAACAAAGGGCGUUGGGCUGGUGACCUUAAUACCACCAUACAACAGUUGUACACCGAAAAGGCUGGAUACCAUGACCGAUAUAAUUUGGAGCUCUCAGACACAUUUUCCGAGUUGAUGGAAACAUGGAAUAGAAACCCUCAAGAAAUUUUGGACUUCAAAAACCUUGGAAGUUUGAAAGUUUGUAAUUGUAGCAGCUUGAAAUACAUUUUUACCCCCUCUAUGGUUUUGAGCAUCAAGCAAUUAUGGGAUUUACAAGUAAAAGAAUGUCCCUCGGUGGAAGCAGUCAUCAUGGAACAGGGAGUUGACGAGGAAGCAACUACAGAUAAGUUCACGUUCCCUAGGCUCAAUGGCAUAGAAAUUGAGUCAUGUUCCAACUUGACAAGUUUUUAUUUGGGAAUUCGAGCUCUUAAAUUUCCAAGGUUGGGCACAAUUAGGAUAGUGGACUGUCCAAAAAUGACUACAUUUGCUGCUUCUUCAUAUUCAAGGGACAAAGCGAAAGAGACGGGUGGUGAUGGAAGUGAAAAAGGGGAUAUUACUGCAACUUUUUUCAGCGACAAGGUUGUGUGUCCCAAAUUGUACGAUUUGGAUCUGUCCUCAAUUAACGUUCAAAAGAUAUGGCAUAUCCAACAAUUAGCAUCCUCUUAUCAUGUUUACAAUUUGAAAUGGAUUACGAUACAGGGGUGUCACAAUUUGAAAUAUCUGUUUCCAUCUUUCAUGGUAAAACAUUUUAUGCAACUCCAUAGCCUUUCGAUUUUGGACUGUAAGAUCAUGGAAGAAGUAAUCCUCAUGGAAGGAUUGACAGAAGAAGAAAAGAUGAGCAGCAUGUUGUUCUCCACUCUAAAUUUCCUAGAGCUCAAAGACCUUCCCAAACUCAGAAGAUUCUGUUACGAAACUGACAAUGAAUUCCCCUUCUUGGAAAGGCUAAAACUAAUAAACUGUCCUGUAUUGAAGACAUUCGUCUCUAAAUCUAUGAUUGACGAAGUUGGGGAUGAACCUCAAAUUGAUCAGAAUGCACAAGGAAAUAACUCGGCUCUCUUCAGUGAAAAGGUGGUCUUCCCUGAGCUAAAGAAGUUAACAAUCAAAGCUAUGAGGGACUGUAGAAGGAUAUGGCAGGACCAACUCACUGUGAAUUCGUUUUGCAAGCUAAAUAAGAUACGGGUUGAAGGUUGUGAAGCACUCCUAAGUGUCUUCCCGUUCAACAUGAUGGAAAGACUUGAGAAACUAAACAAGUUGCAGAUUGUGAAUUGUGAUUCAUUAGGAGAAAUAUUUGAGCCACAAGCACUCAUUGCUAAUCAAUCACAUGCAAUAACAACUAUUCAAUCGAUUGUGGUAGAAACAGAGGCCAAGUUUGUAUUUCCCCAAGUGACAGACCUUCGUCUUGAAAAAUUGCCCAAAUUGAAAAGUUUUUACCCUAAGACACUUGCCACAGAAUGGCCAUCAUUGAAAAAAAUGGAGGUGAUUGAAUGCCACAAAGUAGAGAUAUUUGCUGCAGAAUGUCCUUGCUUUGGAGAAACACAUACAGAGAGUCAGGUUAAAAUCUCAAAUCAACAGCCGUUGUUUUGGGUCGAUGAGAUUACGUUCCCUAUUUUAGAAGAAUUAAGAUUGAAGCAGAACGAUACUGUGAAAGGGACAUGGCAUAGCCAACUACUAUCAACAAAAUGUUUCAGGAAACUGAAAGUUCUUGAGCUCAUGUGCAUUCCUGAGAAAUCAACUGUUCUUCCAUAUUGCUUCAUCCAGUCAUUACCAAAUCUUGAAAAGCUAGUUCUGAGUGAUGCUUCCUUCUGUCAAAUAUUCCAGUCUGAAGAACUCAGUGAUGAGCAAAGACAUGCAUUGACACUCACUCGGUUAAGUGAAUUGAGGUUGUCUAAACUUCCAGAGCUAACACGUCUCUGGGAGGAAGAGCGCCAACCCAUACCAAUUUUCUGUAACCUGAGAAUUCUUGAAGUGCUGGAAUGUGGCAAAUUAAAGACUUUAGUGCCAUCUUUGGUAUCUUUGGAAAAUUUAACAAAUCUGGAAGUUUCAAGAUGUCAUGGAUUCAUAAAUUUAAUAGCAUGCUCAACAGCUAAGAGCCUGAUGCUACUGGAGAGAAUGAGCAUAACUGAUUGUGAGAUAAUAGAGGAGAUCAUAGCAUGUGGGGGUGAUGAAAUGGAAGGUGACAUUGUUUUCACCCGACUGAAGUAUUUGCAACUAAGUUGUCUACCAAGUCUAGCAAGCUUUUGCUUAGGGGAUCACAACUUUGAAUUCCCAGUCUUGCGAAAGGUGAUUGUGAGAGAGUGCCCAAAAAUGAAGAUUUUCUGUCAAGGAGAUUUAAGCACACAAAAACUGAAGCAAGUGCAAUUGACAGAGGAGGAAGAAAAAGGAAGGUGGGAAGGCGACCUUAAAACUACUAUAAAACAGCUGUUCGAAGAAAUGAAUGCUGGAAAUUCUGAAGUGACUGAGGUUACCAAUUAGUUGCCCAAGCUGGAAUAAGGCAAUAUGCAUGUUUUGGUGCCUAUGAGACAGGCUCAUUUUCCUUCAAU
Molecule: messenger RNA, 7317 nt
Organism: Theobroma cacao (cacao)
Lineage: Eukaryota; Viridiplantae; Streptophyta; Magnoliopsida; Malvales; Malvaceae
Source: RefSeq, a predicted model, not a curated record